CCUGAACUGUUUCCUCAUGCAAAGUAUAUCCAUUCGGUGAUGACUGGGAGUAUGCAGCUUUACGUGAAGAAGUUGAGGCAGUAUGCAGGAGAGCUGCCUUUGGUGUGUUCAGAUUAUGGAGCUUCGGAAGGAUGGGUCGGGUUGAAUGUGAACCCGAGAUCACUACCAGAAAUGGCGAUAUUCACCGUUCUCCCUAAUGUAGCUUAUUUUGAAUUUAUACCUUUGAUGAACAGUGAAGAUAUGGAACCAAGUGCAGUGGAUUUGACCCAAGUCAAAGAUGGAGAGCAGUACGAAGUUGUUAUCACAAACGGCCUAGGAUUGUAUCGGUAUCGUUUAGGAGACAUUGUGGAGGUGAGAGGCUUCCACAAUUCUUCAACCCCACAACUCAGAUUUGUUCGUAGGAAAAACCUUCUGCUAAAUAUCGACAUAGACAAGAACACAGAAGAGGAUGUUCAGCUCUCUGUGGAGACGGCUGCAAAAAUUUUAAGCGACUCAUCAUCCAACCUUGAACUGCUAGACUUCACAAGCCAUGUCAAUACAUCAACAUAUCCUGGCCAUUACGUUGUUUUCUGGGAAGUCAACGGGGAAGAAAGCGAUCAUCUCCAUCAUCAUCAUCAAGUGUUGCAGGAAUGCUGCAACUGCUUAGACAGUUCGUUCCUGGACUUGGGUUACAUGACUUCUCGGAAGGCAAGAACCAUUGGUCCAUUAGAGCUUAAGAUUGUGAGGAGAGGGACUUUCAACAAGAUUCUUAAUCACUAUGUUGGUUUAGGCACUGCUGCUACACAAUUCAAAAGUCCCAGGUUUGUUGGAGAUACUAAUGGUGCAGUUUUGGAGAUACUAAUGAACAAUGUGGUCAUAACCUACUCGAGUACUGCAUAUCCUUAGAAGUUCAGUAAUUUGUCAUAGCAUUGUUUGUUGGUUUAAAUUCUAUGAAAAUUACAAAUACCCGUAGUAUGUAAAAGGAGGACCAAUACACGGGCUUCUAGCUACUUUUGGGUUGAUGAAAACACAUUGAUCUAAAAAAAUACUCCGAAUAAGUUACUAAACUUUUCAUUGAAAC
This is a messenger RNA of Cuscuta epithymum, 1060 nucleotides long. NCBI's taxonomy places the organism in Eukaryota, Viridiplantae, Streptophyta, Magnoliopsida, Solanales, Convolvulaceae. The record is from the annotation of a GenBank genome assembly.